UACAGUUAGCUUACCAAAGGAUUGUGUUUAUAAAUAAUAAUGGAUAUAUGGCUUAAGACCGAGUCAUUCAAAAGAAAGACCGAAGACACCGGUGGAAUGUUUCUUAGGAGUUUUAAGAUCAUCAUGGGUAGCAUGUUGGAUGUGUUAAAGUGGAUGUGGUACCACAGAAACUACAUCAUCAUCGUCGUCACGCCACUCGCCUUCCUUCCCCUGCCUCUGUGCGUUCACCCAGACUAUUCACAGGAAGCAAAAUGUGGCUUUGUGAUCAUCCUGAUGGCUUUGUAUUGGUGCACGGAGUGCAUGCCUCUGGCUGUGACCGCUCUUCUCCCUGUCGUCCUGUUCCCAAUGAUGGGCAUCAUGAAGGCUGGAGAUGUCAGUAUUGAGUAUUUGAAAGACUCCAACAUGCUGUUUGUGGGCGGUCUCUUGGUGGCCAUUGCAGUGGAGCACUGGAACCUUCAUAAACGCAUCGCUCUUCGAGUUCUUCUCCUGGUUGGUGUUCGUCCAGCCCUGUUGAUGAUGGGAUUUAUGAUUGUGUCGGCCUUCCUAUCCAUGUGGAUCAGCAACACGGCCACCACAGCCAUGAUGCUGCCCAUCGCUCAGGCUGUGCUGCAGCAGCUGCAGGCAACAGAGACACAGGCAGAAGAACGAGACUUCCAGAACGCAGCAGAAGAAAACCUCGGGUUUGAGAUGGAGAGUAGAAAAAUUAAGCAGGGAAUCCCAGAUGAGAAAAAUACAGACACAAAGCUGCAGCAGGAAAAUGGAAUAGUGAUUCCAGAAUCCAUGAGGGAGAAUAGGAGGAAAGCUAUGGAGGAAAAGUACAGCCGCCUGACUAAAGGAAUGAGCCUGAGUGUGUGCUACUCUGCCAGCAUCGGUGGCACUGCUACCCUGACAGGCACCACUCCCAACCUCAUCCUCAAGGGUCAAAUAGACAAGCUCUACCCUGGAAAUGGGGAUGUGAUCAACUUUGCCAGCUGGUUUGGCUUUGCUUUUCCCAACAUGGUGCUCAUGCUGGUAAUCUCCUGGCUCUGGCUUCAGUUCAUGUUUCUUGGCUUCAACCUUAAGAAGUCUUUUGGCUGUGGCAUAAAAAGUGACAGAGAUAAAGAGGCGUAUGCAGUGAUGAAAGAGGAGUACAAGAAGCUGGGCGGCAUGAAGUUUGCAGAAGGAGGAGUACUCACCAUCUUCAUUUUGCUUGUGCUCCUGUGGUUCACCAGAGAGCCAGGCUUCAUACCUGGCUGGGCCACAGUUCUCUUCAACAAGGAGGAUUCGUUUGUGUCGGAUGGAACAGUGGCCAUCUUUAUGUCAAUGCUCUUCUUUGUCAUCCCAUCUCAGCUGUUCUCAGGUGGCAGCUAUGGUUUCACCGAAGCAGGUAAAAGGAUUAAGGCACCUCCAACUCUGCUGAACUGGCAGGUGGUGCAUGAGAGGAUGCCCUGGAACAUCAUCCUGCUGCUGGGAGGAGGAUUCGCUCUGGCUGCCGGCAGUGAGGUUUCAGGUUUGUCUAAUUGGCUUGGAUCUAGUCUGGCUCCCCUGCAGAAAAUCCCUCCGUUUGCCAUCUCCAUUCUGCUCAGUCUGCUGGUGGCAACAUUCACCGAAUGCUCCAGCAACACAGCAACCACCACCUUGUUCCUGCCCAUUCUUGGUUCAAUGGCCACAGCUAUCGAGUUGCACCCGCUUUACGUGAUGCUGCCUUGCACCAUCGCUGCCUCUCUUGCUUUCAUGCUGCCUGUUGCCACUCCACCCAACGCCAUCGCCUUCUCUUUUGGAAACCUCAAGGUUAUUGACAUGGUGAGAGCUGGAUUCAUGCUGAACAUCAUUGGGAUCCUCUGCAUAAAUUUGGGCAUCAACACCUGGGGAUACGUCAUGUUUGACAUGGGCACGUUUCCUCAGUGGGCCAAUAACACCCACAGUAUACCCUGAGUGGAAGCACUGCCUGUAAUGCCUUUUAAAGUAUUUCUAUAUCUGUUAGCACAACAUCAUGAAGUGGGGUCUGACCAGAGCUGAGUAAAUGUAAUAACUUAUUUUAUAUAUAAGUUUUGAUGCAUAAAAGACAUUACUCAGGUUUAUCCUGAGUCCCAUUCACUGACCAGUAAGAAAAGCUUUUAAAAAGAUACAACUGUCAUGCAAAAUUAAAACGUCAAUUUGUCCAAAUUUGUAAAACUUAAAGGUUUCUAUUCCACCAAAGAUGACAAAAAAUAGACUUUAUUUAAACAAAUACAUAUCAUAGAUGUACAAAACAGACUAUUGUAUGAUUAUUUAAUUAUGAUAUAGUGUUGAUAUUUUUAUUCAGCAGCUUGAUGAAGUAUAGAGAAAAAACUUUAAUCUGUGCAAUUUUUAUCUUUAAAUCUUUUUAUCCUUGUUUAUCCUUGUUUAACCCGUGUUUUUUACUUUAUGAUGUAAAGCUCACAGCAGAAAAAACAUUGGAGGUUUUUUCCUUGUACACAUUUUUCUGAAAGUGUCUUCACCACAUUAUUGAUCUCAUCUACAAAUGUUGCACAUAUUUUUCAGUGAUUUUUUAAAAUCCUGUUACUCUAACAAACAUGCAUAGGAAAUUGAAAUAAAUGUAAAUUAACUUUAUGUGUUAAUUUAAUUUAUUGCUUUAAGUUUAAUUACAAUAAGUUGUAACUUUUGGUUGCAUUUUUGGUUGUGUUGUGUUUUUUGUUGUACUGUUUUUAUCACAAGCACGUUUCUUAACUUGUAAAUAUCACAGAAUAGGACUUUUUCAUUGUUUACAUACUGUACUUUGUUUUUUAAAUCUAAUUUUUAGAAGAUGCAACUUUAGCUGCUGAGCAAGUGAAAACACAAGCCUGGUCAUUCAAACUCAAAUUGUCAGGAUGAAGUGAUUUUAUCCUAAUAAAAUGAUAUUAAAAUAUUUGUUUUGGUUUGUAGA
This is a messenger RNA of Gambusia affinis (western mosquitofish), 2884 nucleotides long. It is a transcript of the gene slc13a2, whose product is annotated as solute carrier family 13 member 2. The record is from RefSeq and is a predicted model, not a curated record. Gene Ontology annotation, biological process: monoatomic anion transmembrane transport. Gene Ontology annotation, cellular component: membrane. NCBI's taxonomy places the organism in Eukaryota, Metazoa, Chordata, Actinopteri, Cyprinodontiformes, Poeciliidae. Gene Ontology annotation, molecular function: transmembrane transporter activity. The transcript is spliced from 13 exons. The coding region runs from base 40 to 1914 and encodes 624 amino acids.